Messenger RNA from Geodia barretti, 2031 nucleotides. NCBI's taxonomy places the organism in Eukaryota, Metazoa, Porifera, Demospongiae, Tetractinellida, Geodiidae. The record is from the annotation of a GenBank genome assembly.
GUACGUUUAGCACGAGAUGAGGGGCGCGACUGACUAUUUAAGUGCAAGCUACUGCGUAUAACUGCGGCUAUCAUUCAAGUUUGAGCUGCACCACUGAACUCCAACUACCUGGUAUCCUGAGUCAAGAGGAGUGAUGGCAUUGAAUGCGGAUUUCAAUUACUCAACUACUGCAAACGAAUCAACAAGUGAAUGCCCCUACGAUUAUUGUGUGCAAGACACAAUUUUCAGGAAGGUCUUUGGCACUAUAAUCUUCCUGGUAGUGUGGCCAUUCAUAGUUCAGGACAUCAGGUACUUUCCAAUUGGAAGGCCAGCAGCUGCACUUCUUGGAGCUACACUGAUGGUUGUUUUCACUGUUGCACCUCAGGAGCAAGUUUUUCGCAUUCUUGGUGAUAAAGGAAACAUACAAACUAUAUGUCUUCUUGUAGGUAUGAUGGCUUUGUCUUACUACUAUGAUCGGGAGGGCUUGCUACACAUUGUCACACUCUGGAUCUUUGGCAAGCGAAAACCGUUUAGGCAUGUCUUAUGGAAAGUUUGCAUACUCACGGCAACUCUCUCUGCACUUAUAACCAAUGAUGCUACUUGCGUAGUAUGACUCCUCUUUUACUGGCAGAGCACACUGAUCAAAAACGAGACAAAAAGGAGAUUGUUCCACUACUAAUGAGCAUAGCAACUUCUGCAAAUAUUGGCAGUGCUUCAACAUUCUUUGGAAACCCACAAAAUGCUUACAUUGCCAGCACUGCCGGCCUUUCUCUCCUAAUUUUCUUUAUCACCUCUCUGCCAGCAGCUAUCAUCGGAUUGGCAAUAAACACAAGUUUGCUUUAUGCCAUCUAUUACAAGGUAAUAUUUGGUUCGAGAGAAUCUAACGUGGAGAGAGAAAACAGACGUGAAGGUGAGAGUGUAUUAACUAGUUCGAUAGCAGAAGAGAGACUGGAAACCUCGAUACAGUUUGACAAUAGUCGCGAUCCAUUUAGGGGUAGUGACAUUGCUGCACAUCGAAACGUGGCCCACAACGCACCUCAUAGCAAAACAGUAACUCUCCAUGACAAUGAGGGGGAACAAAGUAAGCUCUCCCAAAAGCAUAAGGAAAAUGUGUUCAGUGCCUCACUUCCAAAUCUUGGACAUUACUCGGAUCAAGCAAUUACAAGGCGAAAUGUGUUUUUAAGUCAAAACAGCAUAUCACAAUGUGGCAAUGAUAGAAGUACAAAGGAGAUCAAGAAAAGGUCAUGGAACAGAAAGGCCUUUGUUGUAUUGUUGAUUAUAAUAACAACUGUGUUGAUUGGGCUGCUAGCUGUUCCUCCCCAACAACAUAUUGAAUUCAAUCUCGGUCUUCUUCCUUUUGGAGCUGCUGUUUUCACAAUGCUUGCCGACACAAUCCUAAACUGCAAGCACGCAAGAAAAGUCAUGAUUGAAAUUGAUUGGCCUGUGAUCCUAAUGUUCUAUGGACUCUUCGUGUGGCUAGCUGGCUUUACCAACACUUACCUUCCAAGCAAAGCCCUUGAUGAGAUUCAAAAGUACAUGGAUCUCUCUACUGUUGGCGGUGUCUUGCUCUUUACCGUUUUUGUGAUCCUGGGUUCAAACAUUCUCAGUAACGUUCCUCUGGUAAUUCUUUUGAUUGGAAGGCUUGAUUCCUUCAACUGUGGAAAGGAGGACUGUUCUCAGCUGGUCGGAGUUCUACUUGCCUGGGUAUCAACGAUUGCUGGUAACUUUACCUUAAUUGGUAGCAUCGCCAACCUUAUUGUAGCGGAAAAGGCUAGGAGUUGCAUUGGACAUAAUCUUACCUUUCUUACUUAUCUCAAGUUUGGUUUCUUAUCAACUUUUAUUGUUCUGUUUACUGGGCUGCCUAUCGUUUAUUUUGCUGCAAAUUAUGUUAACUUAAAACUGUAACAUAUACACCUUACACAUGUGGUUUUGCAGGGAAAUACCUUACACAUGUGGUCCUGAAGAGUGUAACUAUAAUUAUCUCGUAUAAUUAUAUCCAUGUAUGAAUCGUUUUUUCCUUUAUACAAAUUCCGUUAUUAACCCUCGGUGCGC